AUAAGACACUAUAACUUCGUCACAAUCUGGAUAAGUUUUCGCUUGGCCCUUUAUAAAGAACGUGAUAAAAAGUCUUUUCUUUCGAAGGGUUUCAACCUUAUCGUGAUAACACAGAUCCUGCUCUUUUGGUAAGGGCUAUUUGCCAUGAAAAUAAAAGAUACAGCAUGGAUUAUAAUCGUGCUUUCUGGUGUUUUUCUCGCAGCAGCAGAUGACGAUAAAGACGAGAAAACUAAGAAAAUUGAACCUAGAUAUGAUGAUGACCAUGAUAAUCACCGCCACCACGAUGAUGAUGAUGACGGCGUUCCUGAUUAUUGUCCGAAAGAUAAUGGAAUGUUUCCGAAUGAUAAUGAUUGUUCAACAUUUUACAACUGUAUUGAUGGUCAAGCUAUACUCCAAAGCUGUGCCCCUGGUCUGUUGUUCGACAAGGAAAAGAAAAUGUGCAAUUUUCCAAAUCAAGCAAAAUGUUCUAACAUGUGUCAAGGUCCAAAUGGUAUGUUUCCUAGUCCUCAUCGUUGUGAUGAAUAUGUUCUCUGCAACAACAAUAAGCCAAAAGUUGUAAGAUGUAAAAAAGGUCUUUACUUCGAUCCUAAUUUGCAAGUGUGCAACUAUAAGGGCCAAGUUCUUUGCAAUCUGCCCAAAAGAAAAAAGAAAGACAAAUCAGGUAAUUAUAAAGAUGAUGAUCAUAAGAAACCUACUGUUAUUAUAAAGUACAUAGAAAGCUCUAAAUCACGCGGAACUGAUAAUGACGACGACGAGAUGAAGGCAUUAGCUGCGGCAAGUGUCAAGUCUGUUUGCCCCAAGGCAAGAGGUUUAUUUGCACAUGCUGAAAAUUGCAAAUCAUUUUACCAAUGUUAUGACGGAGAGGUAAAACUGAAAUCCUGUCCCCCGGGUUUGUUAUUCGACGAUUUUAAGCAUUCAUGUGCUUAUGAAAAAGACGUAGAUUGUGGCAGUAGGCUCGUAUUUCAUAAGUAAAAGGUUUCUUUUAUAUUUUUAAUACUCGCAGAAUGGACACCGGUGUCUCUUUUAUAUAUUUUUUUCCUGACGCUCUAAUUCCAUGAAAAUAUAUAU
Parasteatoda tepidariorum (common house spider) is the source of this 1068-nucleotide messenger RNA. RefSeq names its product putative chitinase 10. Gene Ontology annotation, cellular component: extracellular region. Lineage: Eukaryota; Metazoa; Arthropoda; Arachnida; Araneae; Theridiidae. Gene Ontology annotation, molecular function: chitin binding. The record is from RefSeq and is a predicted model, not a curated record.